Messenger RNA from Cylicocyclus nassatus, 951 nucleotides. The record is from the annotation of a GenBank genome assembly. Lineage: Eukaryota; Metazoa; Nematoda; Chromadorea; Rhabditida; Strongylidae.
AGCAUUUCAUGUUGUCGUUCCAGGUGACAAUGGUGGAGCACAUCAUGCUGCCAUUAAAGGAAGAGCAUUUAGCUCCCAUAUUGGAUCGUAGGGAUCAGGUCGUCGACGCAGUCCAAUCCAUAUUGCCUCAUGCCAAGAUUGAGAAGGGAACUCGCACAUUCAACGAGAAGCUCAAGCAAUUGCAACAACUGAUGAACGAAUGCAGUAUCAUUAAAGCAGAGCUUGAUCAGAUUCCCCCACUGGAGCAAGCAUAUACUGGUAUCGGGGAUGUCUUGAGGAAAGAGAAUCUAUUAGUUGAAUAUCCUACGCCAUCAAAUGUAGAAAUCUCUGCCAAAUCGACAUCUGCGAAAUCAGAUGAUGUUGCGCCUGUGUCUGAAAUAUCAGAACAAGCUAUCACUGCCGCUGCUCCUGAGGUUACCGAAGCGGAUCGCACCAGAAUUCUCAAGCCUAUCAGCGCUCAGGAGUUUGCAGAUAUCCCUAAAUACAUGAAAGGACGGAUGACUUGCGCAGAGCUCAACGAAAUCGUCUCAAAGUUGGACGAAUUCUUGUCGCAGAAGCGUCGUCUACUGAAUGCUCCUUUCAAAAAGUUGCCUAUGAAGGACAAAGAUCAAGUGUCGAAGUGGAAGGAGCAAGAGACUGCUUCUCUUACUGGAAAACUGUUUUGCCAAGAAGCCGAUGUCAAGCCAAUGAUGAAUGACCGCAGCCGAGCCCUUUUCCGCACAGCAGCUCCUUGUCUACGACAUGUGCAUCGCAUUCGAGAAGUUCGCGAGAAAGGACGUGUGUAUCUAUUACCUUACUGAAUUGGUUAUCAUUGUCCAUGUGUAUCUACUAGAUCUGAUAAUUCAGCCUUUGUGAUUUCUUGCUUGAAUCGUUUACGCUACUUGAUUUCUCACUGCCAAAAUCACUUGUAUUCAAGCAAGUAUUUGAUGUGUACAGCCAAAUAAAUAAUAU